AUGGCAAGUGACAAAAAAUCCUUACAUCCGGCUUUCGCCGUUUCUAACAUCAAAGUUUUGAUCCCUAUUACUCUAGAUAUCAAACAAGAUGAAUAUUCUUCAUGGGUUUUCCUUUUCCAACUUCAUCUACAAGCACACAACCUCCUUUUUCUUAUUGACGAUUCCGCUCCACCACCAGAUCUUGAUGCUGCCACCAUACUACAACUUGAUGCCCUCUGCCGUCAAUGGAUGUUCUCCACCAUGGCCAAAGAUUUGAUGCUUACUGUUCUCAAAACUGGUAAAACUGCGAAAGAGUUAUGGAAUCAUCUUAAAAAUCUUUUCCAAGACAACAAAGGAAGCCGUGCCGCUAACCUAGAAAGUAAGUUCGUGAAUCUAAGAUUUGUUGAUUGUAACAAUGUUGAUGAUUAUUGUGAUAAGCUACAGGCACUUUCGAAUCGACUAAGUGAUCUUGAUUUUCCAAUGGAUGAGAAACGUUUGGUUAUACAACUUGUCAAUGGACUUCCGGAGGAAUACAAUAUUGUUGCCUCCUUCAUCCAACAAUCGAUGCCAUCUUUUGACACUGCUCGCUCUCAAUUACGCACUGAGGAGAUUCGCCGUGAACAGCAAUCAAACUACAGCUCCCAUACUGCCCUUGCGGCUGCCAACAACCAGCGUUCACCUGCUACUUCUUCUUCCGUCACCAGCAGUUUUCACUCAGCGUCUGCCCACCAGCGUUCCGAGCCCAGUUCCCUGAUGGGCCACCAAGCUGCUCUUCUGCCAACUCCACCAGGCCCAAGACGUCACCCUAUUGCACCCAACUGGGCUCCCCAAUGGACGUCUCCCCCAAGCCCAUACCCUGCUGUACCUUACUGGAGUCAGCAGCAUCAUCUCUCUGGUCGUGGCCGAGGUCGUCAGUUCCGUGGGCGUGGCCGUGGUCGCGGACGCACCUUCUCAGCAGCCCUUUCACCACAAGCUUACGUCACUCCUACAAUGGAAUACCUUCAACCAUCGGAUAUUGCCGAAGCAUACAGCUCCAUGAGCAUUCGAGCGCCUGAUGAUGACUUCUACAUGGACACUGGCGCAACAUCGCACAUCACCUCGGAUCCAGGAGUUGAAUUCGAGGAAGACUAUUCUCCGAUGUGAUAGUUCUGGGGAGCUUUAUCCCAUCACCACUUCUUCCGUGCAUUCCUCCCUUUCGCCACUACCUCACCAAUUCUCUCUUGCCGUCUGCUCACCUGAAGUUUGGCAUAAUCGCCUCGGCCACCCUGGCGGGGCUAUCUUAGAUGCUUUACGCACAAAGUCUUUUAUUAAAUGUAAUAAGAAUCUUUCCCCCAAUCUUUGUCAUUCUUGUCAACUUAGCAAACAUGUUCGUCUUCCCUUUUAUGACUCUCAUUCUACUAGUGCUGCUCCUUUUGAUAUUAUUCAUAGUGAUUUAUGGACAUCUCCGUUGAAUUUAGACACGGGUUUUCGUUA
Papaver somniferum (opium poppy) is the source of this 1452-nucleotide messenger RNA. RefSeq lists its product as uncharacterized. Lineage: Eukaryota; Viridiplantae; Streptophyta; Magnoliopsida; Ranunculales; Papaveraceae. The coding region runs from base 1 to 1122 and encodes 373 amino acids. The record is from RefSeq and is a predicted model, not a curated record. The transcript has 2 exons.